Pseudoliparis swirei is the source of this 2679-nucleotide messenger RNA. It is a transcript of the gene bag4, whose product is annotated as BCL2 associated athanogene 4. Lineage: Eukaryota; Metazoa; Chordata; Actinopteri; Perciformes; Liparidae. The transcript has 5 exons. Gene Ontology annotation, cellular component: membrane; nucleus; cytoplasm. Gene Ontology annotation, biological process: protein stabilization. Gene Ontology annotation, molecular function: protein-folding chaperone binding; adenyl-nucleotide exchange factor activity. The record is from RefSeq and is a predicted model, not a curated record. The coding region runs from base 300 to 1460 and encodes 386 amino acids.
AUUAAAUGUGUCUCACUCCGUAACGAGAUUCGUGGUGACAUAAAAAAGAAGCAGAGUGAGGGCUCUGCUUGUUAACCCUUGCCCUUCAAUUAAAGCUGCAGGACCGGAUUGCCCGAGCUUGGUGCGAUUCCAUCAUUUCCUGAGUCCAUUCAGACAAUCUCUACGACUGUGGAAACGGCAGAAUAGUUGUUUACAGUCUGGACUAACUGACGGCUCAGAUACGUAACGUUAGUUUGGUUAAAGGUUUGUCUUUUACAAUGACAGUUAACAGGACGGCUACCGCGGAACGCACUUAGCUGAUGCAUCAUCAUCAUCAAAUGCAGAAACCCGGCUGGCCCUCGACGAGCAACUCGGAAAAUACAAACGGAAACUGGAAUAACACCAUGGACGCUUCUCAGUAUCCAGGCUACCCCUCACAAUACUGGUACCCACAGUCUCAUUCCACAGGACACUAUGCAAUUUCCUACCCCUCGGGAUCAGAUGUUCAGCCACAGUACAAUCAACAGGUAAUGCCUGGAGGUUAUCCAAAUGGCCACGGUGUCUACACCCCAGCGCAAGGUCAAUAUUCAACAAGCGGUUUCCACCCAUCCAACCCUUUCUACUGUGCUGACACUCAGAGACAGGCUCCAGGUCCUUAUCCUAACCAGGGUUGUCCUGCGGAGCAGAGCAGCGGGCCGCCUGGGCAGCCACACUCUCAACAUCAUCACUAUCCUGAUCCACACUGUCAAGGGGUUUCUGGAUAUCCUGCUGGGGCAUACCCUCACUACAGUGAAGGUGGUCAUGCAAUGCCUUCAACCGCCCCAUACCCCACUGGCCAGCCUCUCCACCCAGACCCUCAGGCCGAUGCUUGGGGGCACUCUGGUUCAUAUGCACCCCCACAGCCGCAAUGGCAGACAGGUCAGCAGCCUCCACAAAACCACUACGGGAAUCCUGUCCGCCCACCACAUCCUCCAGCAUGGCCAGGGACUGGAAGUGGUGCUCCUCCACCGUACCAACCCAAGGAGCAACAGCACCAACGGGCUCCACAAGUGGGACCUAAAGCCAGGCCAACCCCAUCCCUCAAUCCCCCCAAUGGAAAGCCUGCUGAAAUAAGUUGUCCUCCCCAAAUGUACAACAAAAUCGGGACAGGUGAUCCUUCGCAAGGGGAGCCCUCUGCCCCAGUCCAAGCUCCGGCUCCAGCUGCAGGCCAUGCUGGACCUCAUCCCCUGAGCGAGAUCCCCAGCCUCGCUAAGGUCCAACAGGUCAUGGCCAGAAUGCUACUGCUCCAGGAGGAUGUUGAUGAGUUUGUUGGCAGAAAGACAGACCAGACUUACCGGUGUCUGGAGGAACUGCUGACCAAAGAGCUGCUGCUGCUGGACUCUGUGGAGACUCGGGGACAGGAGAAUGUCCGACAAGCCCGAAAGGAGGCUGUUCAGAGGAUCCAGGCCAUUCUGGACGAGCUGGAAAGGAAAGCCUUCUGAACUGGACUUAUUUACUGGUUUGUGGGUCACUACAUCUUGCUGUUUUCUUCUUCCACAUCUUCCAUGGACACAAUGAGGAUCAAGUCCUCUCUCUCUCUCUUUCUGAACUGUGUUACCUUGAGGCUGUUUUUCCAGCACCAUGAUAUAAAAUGCCCUAACUAAGUGGCAUGGAAUCGACGCCAAGGCGGAGCAGUUAUUUCUACCUGGAAUCAACCUUUAGAGCCCAAUUAUGCUGGUAAAAGUGAUACGACGGUGGGAGAAGUGUAAACCGAUGGUUGUACAUAUUGGUAACUUCCAGCCUCGGCGAGGUACCGUGCAGGCUACACAACCUGACAGUAUUGCUCAGCUUCUCUUUAAUGUCAGGCCUUUGCUAUCAUAAUGCACGGCAGUCACAGGAUGAUCAAGUUAAUUCCACGUUGCAACGGUCAGUGUUCUAUAACCUGUCAUUCUGAUUCAUGCUGUCCCUCAGGAUUGUGGGUUGGUUUCAGUCUGAUUCUACUUUUUUUUUCUUUUUCAUCUCAGUCCGUUUGCACGAUAUUGUCCUCUCCUCCGAUAGAGGCCACACACUCGGAUGCCUAUUGUCUCUUACUUCACCAUUUCUCUGCAGGAAUAGGUGCAACGCUUUCCUUUUCAAUCGUCCUUCCAGCCCUGAAUGCACUGUAAUGUCAAACGAGCUCCAUACAGUCCUAACAUUUCAACGCUCGUAAUUAGGCCUAAAGCGAUGCAGAUUAGUAAAAACAUAAAAUAAACCUUUAUAUUGCUUACCCUAUUGUACCAUCUUUUGGAUAAAAUUACUUCCUGAGUGCAGAUCUAGAAUCAGACCUACAUAUGAAUGCCAUGUAUUUUACUCUAGGAACUACUGUUAUGACAGAUCCAUAGGACAUAAGGAAGUUAAAGAAUGACUUGCAAAUAUGUUAAAUUAUGUUCUUUUUAUCCCUUUUUGAAUGCUUGGAAUAUAUAUAUAUAUAAUUACAAGCAAGUUAAUUGUAUUUUCAGAAUUAAGUGUUCCAUCAGUUGCUGUAUGUACUUCAACAUUUUUAGUAAUAUUUUGUGUUAAAUGACAAUGUUCAGAGCACUUGGAUCAAGUGUUUAAUUUGGAACCGGUUUGUUUUCUGUCACACUAAUAACCUUGUUAUACAAAUCCAGAUUUGCUCUAUCAUCUAUUUUCAUGUUUAGAGCAAGUCUUUUUUCCCAUCAUUAAUAAAAAAUAUUAAAAGUG